CCCCAAGAUGCUGACCAACAUCCUGACUGGAUACAAGACCAUCACUCUCCCAGGCUGUUUCCUACAAAGUUUCCUCUAUUUCUUCCUGGGCACCACAGAGUUCUUCCUUCUGGCAGUGAUGUCCUUUGACAGGAAAGUGUUCCAGCAGAGAUGCUAUGAUGGGGCAGAAUCAACAGAAACUUCCUGAAAAACUGGUGACCCCAGAAGUUCUGGGGAACGCCCAGAGAUGAGCUAUCUGGGGAUGUUGGUGACCAAGGAGUCACGGAGCAUUUCUUAAGGAAGACUGGUUGUUGGAAAACAUGGAGGUUUGGGACACGUGCGGUACAAAGAGGACAGGGCCCGCCUAUGUCCAUGACCUUCCGACCAUGUUACAGCUCUGGAGCUUCCUUCAUUUUGAAUCCCUGGUGGAUCCCCCAAGAAACAUAAUCCUUGGGCAACAUUGCAGAGCCAGGAGCUUCCUCUGAAAACCAGGAGUCUCCAUCUUCACAACUGCCUUGAAGACAAUAGAACACCUCACCUGGCAGCUAAUGAGUUCCAAGUGUCCUUGGGUCGCCAGAGCAUCCCUCCUCCUGAUGCUGCACACCUCUGAUUGGCCACCCUCAGCAGAGGUCAGAGGAGCCAUGAGGAACCACACCACUGUCACCGAGUUUGUCCUGCUGGGACUCUCAGAUGCCUGUGAGUUGCAGAUGCUCAUCUUCCUGGGGCUGCUGCUGACCUACCUCCUCACUCUGCUGGGGAAUCUCCUCAUCGUGGGCAUCACCCUCGUGGACAGGCGCCUCCACACCCCCAUGUACUACUUCCUCCGCAACUUUGCUGUCCUGGAGAUCUGGUUCACCUCGGUCAUCUUCCCCAAGAUGCUGACCAACAUCCUGACUGGAUACAAGACCAUCACUCUCCCAGGCUGUUUCCUACAAAGUUUCCUCUAUUUCUUCCUGGGCACCACAGAGUUCUUCCUUCUGGCAGUGAUGUCCUUUGACAGGUAUGUGGCCAUAUGUAACCCCUUACGUUAUGCAACCAUCAUGAGCAGAAGGGUCUGUAUACAGCUGGUUCUUUGUUCAUGGAUGGCAGGAUUCCUUCUCAUUGUCUUUCCAAGUUCCAUCAUACUUCAGCAGCCAUUUUGUGGCCCCAACGUCAUUAACCAUUUCUUUUGUGACAACUUUCCACUCCUGGAACUCAUAUGUGCAGACACAAGUCUGAUAGAGCUUCUGGGUUUUAUUGUGGCCAACCUCAGUUUGCUGGGCACUCUGUCCGUGACGGCCACCUGCUACGGCCACAUCCUCCACACCAUCCUGCGCAUCCCCUCGGCCAAGGAGAGGCAGAAAGCCUUCUCAACCUGCUCCUCCCACAUCAUUGUUGUGUCUCUCUUCUAUGGCAGCUGCAUCUUCAUGUACAUCCGGUCAGGCAAGGGAAAUGAGGGGGAGGACAGGAACAAGGUGGUGGCCUUGCUCAACACUGUGGUGACCCCGAUGAUCAAUCCCUUCAUCUACACCCUCAGGAAUAAACAAGUGAAGCAGGUGUUUAGCAAGCAAUUAAGCAAGCUCUUCUCAUAAAGAUAAGCUGGGCCUGAAUGGGGAAAAUUUGUUCCUUGCCUGAACCUCUAACAAAUG
Acinonyx jubatus (cheetah) is the source of this 1607-nucleotide messenger RNA. Its product is annotated as olfactory receptor 49-like. The coding region runs from base 528 to 1550 and encodes 340 amino acids. The transcript is spliced from 3 exons. Gene Ontology annotation, molecular function: G protein-coupled receptor activity; olfactory receptor activity. The record is from RefSeq and is a predicted model, not a curated record. Gene Ontology annotation, cellular component: membrane. Gene Ontology annotation, biological process: G protein-coupled receptor signaling pathway. Lineage: Eukaryota; Metazoa; Chordata; Mammalia; Carnivora; Felidae.